This is a messenger RNA of Hemicordylus capensis (graceful crag lizard), 1698 nucleotides long. RefSeq names its product retinol dehydrogenase 7-like. Gene Ontology annotation, molecular function: oxidoreductase activity. The record is from RefSeq and is a predicted model, not a curated record. The coding region runs from base 43 to 1212 and encodes 389 amino acids. Lineage: Eukaryota; Metazoa; Chordata; Lepidosauria; Squamata; Cordylidae. The transcript is spliced from 4 exons.
GGAGCUCUGGAGAAAUGUGUUCCAAAGCGUUAUUAUUCAUGGAUGCUAUUCAGGUUGUGCCAGAGUCCCGAGCUGCCAGUUUUAUUUACAGAAAGACCAAAUGAAGCUGAAGCGAGAAACAAAAGGCUCGUUCAAGUUCCCAGACUGAAGGAGAUAGUGGGCACAUUUGGUGGGUGUGGGCACCACUGCUAUUCUUUCUUUAUUGCCCUUGUGCUUUCAGGUGGAGGCCAGAUAGGAAUUUUGGCUGUCGUGCUUUUGCUCUUCAUUUGCUGGUUCCUCAGAGACAACAUGAGAGAGAAAGACCUGAGGGGGAAGUAUAUCUUCAUAACAGGAUGCGAUAGUGGCUUUGGCAAUGCCCUGGCUAAACACCUCGACAAGGAAGGAUUCCAUGUCAUUGCUGCAUGUCUCUCGGAGGAGGGAAGUCAGGAGCUAGAGGCCUCCACUUCCCUGUCACUGAAAACGGUUGUGCUCAACUUAACAGACUCUUGCAGUGUUGACAAGGCUGUGGAGUUUGUGAGAGCAGAGACUGAGGGUGUAGGACUGUAUGGCUUGGUAAAUAAUGCUGGAAGAUCUAUGCCCAUGGCUCCCACUGAUUGGCUGCAGAUAGAAGAAUUCCACAAAACUCUGGAUGUCAAUCUAAUGGGACUAAUUGAGAUUACCUUGAAGCUCCUUCCACUUCUGAAAAAGUCGAAAGGAAGAAUUGUCAAUGUGUCCAGUGUUCUGGGUCGGCUGGCAUUUAUAGGUGGUGGAUAUUGUGUGUCAAAGUGGGGAGUGGAGGCCUUCUCGGACAGUUUGCGGCGAGAUAUGCAUCAUUUUGGAGUAAAGGUGAGCAUUAUCGAGCCAGGAUUCUUUAAGACAGGAGUAACUAAUUUGGAGGUCAUUGAAAUAGACCUCUUAAGACUUUGGAACCAACUGAUGCCUGAAGUCAGAGAUUCAUAUGGGGAUAAAUACUUUGUGGAAUAUUUAAAGAUGCAAAGAUUAUCAAUGAAAAAGCUAUGUGAUCCCCAUCUCUUUAAGGUCACAAAAUGUAUGGAGCAUGCCUUGACUGCAAAGUAUCCAAGGGCACGUUAUGGAGUUGGAUGGGAUGCAAAACUCUUGUGGCUACCACUCUCCUAUGCCCCAACGUUUAUGUCUGAUAUGAUGCUAAGAAUGCUUUUUCCAGUUCCAGCAGGCAGGAGUAAUCCAGCAUCCAGAUUUCAAAUUGAUGUUUGACACCCGAUGCAAAUUGCUGUUCGCAUGGUGAUGUCUUAGCCUCUUUGGACCCUAUGUACGGCUAACGUAAUUUUUCCUCUGAAACCGCUAUCAUAACAUUUCCCUAGCUUUGCUAUGCUAGGUCUAUAAUGGGAGAGAGAACCCUGGUCUCAACUGAAUCCUAAACAUAUAGAGUCAAACUUGCUGAUUAGAUGAGACCAAGGUUUGUCUCCCAUUACAAGUGUUACAUUAGCAUGGCAAACUGACAAAGAUUGUGUUAGCAUCCAUUUACAGAGUUUGUGAAUGGACGCGGUGCUGCUCUUGUAUACAUUUAAAUACCUUUUAAAUUUGAUCUGGAUCUUGUUUUAGUUAAUUUCUAUCAAUGUAUUGAUUUUAUAUUAUUUUUAUAUUUCUUUUAAGUUUGUGAGCUGCCUCAAGUAGCAGUGCACUGUAGGGGCAGGCUGUACAUAUUUUUAAAAAUACAUUAAAUUUGAGCUUUCCAUGGAA